AUAAAGAUGAGGUGGAUACUAUUUCCAGUUAUUAUCCAGAUAUUUGUCACAUGUGUCCGGGCGAGUGACAAAGUGUUUUGGUAUGAGAGUCCGGCCGCGGGCGGCAUGAAUGAGGCUCUGCCUAUCGGUAAUGGACGGAUAGGUGGACUCAUUUAUGGACACCCGGAUACAGAGUGGAUAGUUAUGAAUGAAAUAAGUUUAUGGACGGGCGAUGACAACCCUUCUCAAUCGUACAACGACCCCGGUUAUGGCGAUUACCAGAUGUUGGGUAAUGUUUUCAUUUUUCUAACCGAUCAUAAAGACAACACUCAUUACAAGCGAGCGCUGGAUAUCGGGGACGCCGUGUCGACCGUCCAAUACGAAGCGCAUGGCGUUCAAUACAAACGCGAGUACUUUGCGAGCCAUGUGUCGCAGGUAUUGGUCGGCCGAUUGACCGCCGAUAAGGGAAAGGCAUACACCGGUCGCAUAGAACUGCAGGACUCGCAUAACUCGACCCUUCAUGCGGUGAACAAUACGAUCGCAGCGGACGGCGAACUAGUGAAUGGUUUGCGGUUUGCGUGGAAAGUGUUGGUCCAAAAUACCGGCGGAAGUCUCAAAGUGAACGGCGCUGUCAUUGAGUUCAACGGCUGCGACGCCUUGACUCUCAUCGUUAGCGCCGGUACUGACUAUGUGUUCGACGACUCGAAGAAGUUUAAGUCCGGCGAAGACCCGGCUGUUCACGUAAAAGAGUGGUUGGGGAAGGCCGCCGAAAAGUCAUACGAUAGCCUACGGGCGGAACACCUGUCGGACUUCCACGCGUUGUUCAAUAGGGUUGACGUGGAUUUGGGUGAGUCGUCGGCGCAACAGACGGCGUCACCGACCGUUAAGCGGAAGGUCGCGGCCGUCAAUACAUUUGACCCGGACUUCGAGGAAAUGUUUUUCCAGUUCGGACGGUAUCUCAUGAUAUCGUCAUCGCGAGGGAGUCUUCCCGCCAACUUACAGGGUCUAUGGAACGACAACAAUAACCCGGCCUGGCAUGCUGACUACCACGGGAACAUUAAUUUACAAAUGAACUAUUGGCCUGCGGAAACAACUAACCUUGGUGAAUGUCAUUUGCCACUAUUCAAUUUUAUUCAGAGUCAAUUGAAUCCUUGGCGCAGACAAACACGUGCUUCCGACAAACUACUGACACCUGAUGGCAAACACUCGUCGAAAGGUGUGGCCUGUAUUGGAGAGCAUAAUAUCUACGGAGGAAUGGGUUUAUUCCUUAUGGAUGGACACAUGGAUUGGGAUAAGACGGUCACCGCUUGGUAUGCGCAACACUUUUGGGAACAUUAUGCGUUCACAAUGGAUAAGACAUUUUUAAAAGACGUGGCGUAUCCCUACCUGAAAGAGGUGUCCGAGUUCUGGGACGAGCACCUGAAGACUGUGACAAAAGGCACCAAAGAGCAGUUGGGAAAACUGGACGGCUGUAGCUAUAAUCAAGAGAUUGUGUGGGAUUUGUACACAAAUUACGUGAAAGCGGCGGACGUUUUGGGAGUCGACAAAGAGUUCAGGGAUCGCAUAGUGGGUGAGAGGGAUAAGCUGUUAUGGCCAGGGAUUGGAUCGUUCGGACAAUUGAUGGAAUGGAUGGAAGAACAGCCCGGAGAGAAGACCGACCAUCACAGACAUACUUCCCAUUUGUUUGGCGUAUAUCCGGGACACCAAUUCAAUUGGGAGACAACCGCCAAUUUAGCCAAUGCGUCCCUGGUGUCGCUUAAUGCCAGGGGUAUAGACCCAUCCAGUGAUGUGAGGGAGUGGUCGUUCGCGUGGCGCUCAGCCCUAUACGCUCGGCUCAGGGAUGCCGAGAACGCCUACCAGUUAUUCCGCGUAUUGCUCGCUGAGCGGAAUACCAAUCCAAAUAUGUUUGGCAACUGUCCUCCGAUGCAAAUCGACGGCAACUUCGGUAUAACCGGAGCCAUCCCCGAAUUCGUGGUCCAGAGUCACGCGGAUGUCAUUGAUUUGUUGCCGGCUCUGCCCGCGAACUGGAAGGUCGGACACGCGAAAGGUCUGCGGGCCAGAGGGGGACACGAGUUGGACAUCUAUUGGGAAAAUCAUACGUUGAAUAAUGUUUUGAUUAAGAGUGCGGUCGCCGGCGAAGUUAAAGUCAAGUUUGGAAAUACUGUCAAAACGAUUAAAGUAUUUGUCACAUGUGUCCGGGCGAGUGACAAAGUGUUUUGGUAUGAAAGUCCGGCCGCGGAUGGUAUGACUGAGGCCUUGCCUAUCGGUAAUGGACGGAUAGGUGGACUGGUAUAUGGACACCCUGAUAAAGAGAGAAUAAAUAUGAAUGACAUAACUUUAUGGACGGGCGAUGACAACCCGUCCCAAGAUUAUUGGGGCCCCGGUUUUGGUGAUUACCAGACAUUUGGUAAUAUUGUCGUCGAUUUACCCGAUCAUAAAGAGAACACAAAUUACAGGCGAGCUCUGGAUAUCGGGGACGCCGUGUCGACCGUCCAAUACGAAGCGCAUGGCGUUCAAUACAAACGGGAAUACUUUGUGAGUCACGUGUCGGAAGUAUUGGUCGGCCGGUUGACCGCCGACAAGGGAAAGGCAUACACCGGUCGCAUAGAACUGCUGGACAUCCAUAACAUUACCUCCAAUGCGGUGAACAAUACAAUCGCAGUGGACGGCAAACUAGUGAAUGAUUUGCGCUUUGCGUGGAAAGUGUUGGUCCAAAAUACCGGCGGAAGUCUCAAAGUGAACGGCGCUGUCAUUGAGUUCAACGGCUGCGACGCCUUGACUCUCAUCGUUAGCGCCGGUACUGACUAUGUGUUCGACGACUCGAAGAAGUAUAAGUCCGGCGAAGACCCGGCUGUUCACGUGAACGAGUGGGUCGGGAAGGCCGCCGAAAAGUCAUACAAUAGCCUACGGGCGGAACACCUGUCGGACUUCCACGGGUUGUUCAAUAGAGUUGACGUGGAUUUUGGUCAGUCGUCGGCACAACAGACGGCGUUACCGACCGUUAAGCGGAAGGUCGCGGCCGUCAUUACAUUUGAUCCGGACUUCGAGGAAAUGUUUUAUCAGUUCGGAAGGUAUCUCAUGAUAUCGUCGUCGCGAAACAGUCUCCCGGCUAACUUACAGGGUCUAUGGAACGACAAUAAUAGCCCGCCCUGGCAUGCGGACUAUCACACCGACUUGAAUAUACAAAUGAACUAUUGGCCGGUGGAGACGGCUAACCUUGGUGAAUGCCAUUUGCCCUUGUUCAAUAUGGUUCGGAGUCUAUUGAAUCCGUGGCGCAAACAAACGCGAGCCGCCAAAGGAUUACUGACACCGGAGGGCAAACACUCGUCAAAAGGUGUGGCCACUGCCGGUCAGCACAAUAUUUACGGAGGAAUGUCUUUAUUAUGGGAUGAAUGGGAUAAGACGGACACCGCGUGGUAUGCACAACACUUUUGGGAACAUUACGCGUUCGGAUUGAAUGCUACAUUUCUAAAGGACGUGGCCUAUCCCUACCUGAAAGAGGUGUCCGAGUUCUGGGACGAGCAGCUGAAGGUUGUGACGAACGGCACUAAAGAACAGUUGGGAAAACUGGUGGUCUUUAAGGGGUGGUCACCAGAGCACGGACCCCAUGAGGACGGCGUCAGCUAUAAUCAAGAGAUCGUUUGGGAUUUGUACACAAAUUACGUGAAAGCGGCGGAUAUUUUGGGAGUCGACAAAGAGUUCAGGGAUCGCAUUGCAGGUCAGAGGGAUAAGCUGUUAUGGCCAGGGAUUGGAUCUUUCGGACAAGUGAUGGAAUGGAUGGAAGAACAACCCGGAGAAAAGGAUGACCAUCACAGACAUACUUCCCAUUUGUUUGGCGUAUACCCGGGACAUCAAUUCAAUUGGGAAACGUCGCCCACUUUGGCUAACGCGUCCCUG
This is a messenger RNA of Oppiella nova, 3876 nucleotides long. Lineage: Eukaryota; Metazoa; Arthropoda; Arachnida; Sarcoptiformes; Oppiidae. The record is from the annotation of a GenBank genome assembly.